Molecule: messenger RNA, 1041 nt
Organism: Alternaria rosae
Lineage: Eukaryota; Fungi; Ascomycota; Dothideomycetes; Pleosporales; Pleosporaceae
Exons: 2
Coding region: 1-1041 (346 amino acids)
Source: RefSeq, a predicted model, not a curated record
AUGGCAAGCUCAAAUUCGAUCCAUGCAGCCACUCUGCUGUAUAGCCAAUUUCAUAGAAUCCCAGACGAAGUCCUUCUCCAGAUUCUGCACUAUCUCCCAAAAAGCGUCAAGCACCCCAAGCCGCAAGCCGACGUAUUGAAUGCGCUCUCGACAUGCAAGCACCUAGCACCACUUGCCCGAGAGGUUCUCUUCUGCGCACCAAUACUAUACUCAAGUAAGGCCGACCACUUCCUCGCUUCACUCUUCCAGUACCCAGACCUGCGAUCCAAGAUCCGAAGCCUCACCAUCGAAACGAAAAUCCGCGGGAUGUGCAUAGGACCGAAUCCAAGUCCAGCAAUCAGCCCCGAGCUACUAACAAAAGCCAUCAGCCACAUCAGCACAUUAGACAUCUACCAACACACAAAGCAGCAAUUCACCGAAUCGCUCCAUGCCGGUAACGAAUUCGACGGGCCUAGCACCCUCUUGAGUCUCGUCACGACCAUGCUACCGAACCUGCAAGAACUGUAUCUCGGUGGCUCGAUACUCUACAACUUCCCUUUCCUCCAAGCCCUGUUUACCUCCAAUAGCAGCCUCUUUCCAGCUCACAACCCCGAUCUAAGCCCCCUCCUUUCUCUUUUCAGCCACAAGCUUACUGUCCUCGAAUUGCCCAACGACUUCCGCAUCGCGCCUUCCAGCCAGUCAGAUUAUCGAGGCUCUGUGCACGGUAUUCCUAGAUAUUUUCCGGAGUUGCGCACGCUUAUGUUGCCGAGUGACAAUGUCGUACGUGCAUACUACAAAGAAGUCGUGCCGUCCAAACUCGAACGGCUGGUUUUGACCAACUGUGCCGUCUAUCAGUAUACUCCAGACUAUAGUCUUUGGAAUACCGAUGGGUCCUUCCACCCGUGGCUUUAUGACGGUAUUGAGCUUGAUCUUUCGGAGGCAGCCAUGCAUGAGAAGGGGCGUAGGUUGGAUAAGGCUAAGAGUGAUGAGAGGAAGAAGAGAGAGGCUAGGAAAAUUGCAUGGGGUCGAGUUGCAGGCGUGCAGAACCAGACAAAAUUGUAG